AACCGUCGUCGUUUCUGUUUUCUACCCUUUUCCUUGUUCGAUUUCUCCUCUCUGGUCUGCUGCUCUGUCUCCACCAUCCCUGGCCAGCUCCUCCAUCUCAUCCUGAUUUGGUUUACGAUUCGAUCCUGCUCCUGUGCUCUCUACUUGGAGUUGCUUUUAAGAGGACAAAAGGAAGAUGCAGCAGAGAAAAUCAGGGAGGCCGUCUGGAACCGAUGGCUUUGAUUUCUCGUAUAGGAUGGUCGUUGAUUCCCGUUAUACAAAGGUAGCCAAAGGAAAGUCUCGCCUCUCUGCGCUGAUCUUAACUCAGGCUGUCAUUCUAUUGAUAGGACUGCUAUAUAUUGUUUUAUCAAUAUCAAAGGAGAAUGGUCCAAACACACUCACUAUUUCAUCUUCCGUCAUUGGGUUGAUUUCUCUUGUCAUCGGGGAAUUAGGUCGAAGACGCAGUAGAGUAGGUUUCUUGAGAGUUUACAUCAUCAUGUCAUCUAUUGCAAUACUUCUCUCAGUAUUUUGUGCCAUUAGCAGCAAUUCAACAUUAGAGGUUUUUUGGUACCUGAGUGACAUGGAAAGAAAGAAGUUUGAACUUAUUGAAACUAUUCUGCUUGUGCUCGGAUUGCUUGUGCAGAUAUUUACUACUGCCACUGUAAUUUCACUAAUUCAUAAUAUGUCUCCUCCCAAGAAAGCUUCUUAACAUUUUCCUGUAACAUCAAAAUUACUUGCUAUGUCAAGGGUAACAGGGCAAUAUCCUAUACUCACUUUAUUGUUUCAAAUUGCCUUACAUUGUUUAGUGCAUUGGAAAAUUUAUCAAUUUAGGAGUUUGGUUUCCCAGAUAGUUAGAUGAGACUAUUAUCUUAUAAUCAUGAAGUGAUUAGUAAUUUGAAUUUUUAGUUGUGUCA
Hevea brasiliensis (rubber tree) is the source of this 893-nucleotide messenger RNA. RefSeq lists its product as uncharacterized. The record is from RefSeq and is a predicted model, not a curated record. Gene Ontology annotation, cellular component: endoplasmic reticulum membrane. Lineage: Eukaryota; Viridiplantae; Streptophyta; Magnoliopsida; Malpighiales; Euphorbiaceae. The transcript is spliced from 7 exons. Bases 176 to 688 code for a protein of 170 amino acids. Gene Ontology annotation, biological process: endoplasmic reticulum organization; vesicle-mediated transport.